This is a messenger RNA of Phalaenopsis equestris, 3828 nucleotides long. RefSeq names its product auxin response factor 19-like. The coding region runs from base 1 to 3705 and encodes 1234 amino acids. Gene Ontology annotation, cellular component: nucleus. The record is from RefSeq and is a predicted model, not a curated record. NCBI's taxonomy places the organism in Eukaryota, Viridiplantae, Streptophyta, Magnoliopsida, Asparagales, Orchidaceae. The transcript has 17 exons. Gene Ontology annotation, biological process: response to hormone; regulation of DNA-templated transcription. Gene Ontology annotation, molecular function: protein binding; DNA binding.
AUGCGUGGAGAAUCGCGUCUCGUUAAAGACGGCGGAAUUCCCGCUGGCGUGCUCUUCUUCUUAGCGGAACCGAGCAAUCGACUCGGUGAGGCGACCGCCACUCCAGCGCCGGACACUCCCUCACUGAGCUUCCUUCCUUCCCUGCUUGCCUUCAAGCUCCCCCAAAUCAUCUCCGCCGUCGCGCCUUUAUUUGGACCCCAAGCCGGAGCUGCAGCUGAAGGUUAUAUCUUCAGCUUAAUCACCGGCGGCGUCUCCGAUCUGCUAUCCGUCCACUCGCGGCCGCCGCGGCCGCCGGGGCGGGUGCGGGCAAUACCGGCGGGGGGCGGCGAUGGUGGGGAGAGGAAGACGAUAAAUCCGGAGCUAUGGCACGCGUGUGCUGGGCCGCUGGUAACGCUUCCGCCGGUGGGGAGUCUCGUGGCUUACUUCCCGCAGGGACACAGCGAGCAGGUUGCAGCAUCCAUGCAAAAAGAUAUUGAUGCUCAUUUUCCAAACUAUCCAAACCUUCCCUCCAAGCUAAUUUGCCUUCUUCACAAUGUUACUCUGCAUGCAGAUACAGAAACAGAUGAAGUUUAUGCACAGAUGACCCUUCAGCCAGUAAAUUCAUACGAUGAGAAGGCAUUGCUGGCAUCAGACCUUGCAUUGAAAACGAACAAACUACAAACAGAAUUUUUCUGUAAAACACUAACUGCCAGUGAUACAAGCACACAUGGAGGGUUUUCGGUGCCCCGUCGUGCUGCAGAGAAGAUAUUUCCUUCUCUUGACUUCUCAAUGCAGCCGCCUGCUCAAGAACUGCAGGCAAGGGACUUGCAUGAUAGUGUUUGGAUCUUCAGACAUAUCUACCGAGGUCAACCAAAAAGACACUUGUUGACAACCGGUUGGAGCCUAUUUGUGAGUGGGAAGCGGCUUCUAGCUGGUGAUUCGGUCUUAUUUAUUAAGGAUGAGAAACAUCAGCUUCUUUUGGGAAUUAGGAGAGCUAAUAGACAACCCACUAAUAUAUCAUCUUCGGUUUUAUCGAGCGAUAGCAUGCACAUUGGAAUUCUUGCAGCUGCAGCUCAUGCUGCAGCAAACAGCAGCCCGUUUACAAUAUUUUAUAAUCCCAGGGCCAGUCCAUCAGAAUUUGUUAUUCCCUUAGCCAAGUACAACAAAGCAGUUUAUGGUCAUCAGCUCUCUCUAGGCAUGCGAUUUCGAAUGAUGUUUGAAACUGAAGAAUCAGGAACAAGAAGGUAUAUGGGUACAAUUACAGGUAUCAGCGAUCUGGAUCCUGUAAGGUGGAAAAACUCUCAGUGGCGCAAUUUGCAGGUAGGAUGGGAUGAAUCUGCGCCUGGGGAAAGACGCAACAGGGUGUCUAUAUGGGAGAUUGAACCUGUGGCAGCCCCUUUCUUCAUAUGCCCUCCACCAUUUUUCAGGACAAAACGUCCAAGGCAACCAGGAAUGGCAGAUGACGAGACAUCAGAGAUGGAGACUCUAUUUAAAAGGGCAAUGCCCUGGCUUGGUGAGGAGAUCUGCAUAAAGGACGCUCAGUCUCAAAAUACUAUAAUGCCUGGUCUGAGCUUAGCUCAGUGGAUGAGCAUGCAGCAGAAUUCUUUGCUGGGCAACUCAGGGAUUCAGCCUGAUUAUUUGCGCUCUCUGGCUCCUCCUAUGAUUCAGAGCCUCGGUGCGGCCGAUAUUUCGAGGCAGCUGGGUUUGCAGGCUCAGCUUUUACCGCAGAAUAAUAUGCAGUUUAAUGCUCCCAGGCUACCUCAACAAGCACAGCAGGUUGACACACUUCCAAAGAUACAGCCCCCAUUGAAUCAACUGAGUUCUGUUUUUCAGCCGCAUCAAGACAUUUCAAUGCAGCAGAGGCAGCAAUUCAUCAAUCAAUCUGUCUCCAUUGCUCAAGCCCAAACUCCACAACAGCAGCAACCAUCACUGUUGCAGAAUAAUCUCACUCAACCACAAGUUAUGGUGCAGAAUCAAAUCCCGCAGCAACAAUCACUGGUGCCGAAUCAACAUGUGAUACAGGCCAAUCUUGUAAAUAACCAUUCUCAGCAGCAUCAACAGCUUCUCAUGCAGCAGCAGCAGCAGCAAAUCCAACACCAAAAUCAGCAACAGCAGCAGCAGAUCCAACACCAAAAUCAGCAGCAGCAGCUGAACCGAAUGACGGUUCAGGUGCCUAAUCAAACAAAUCAGAUGCAUUUAUCUGAACAUCAGAUACAAUUGCAAAUAUUGCAAAAGCUCCAGCAGCAACAACAGCUGCAGCAACCUUCACUCUUGUCACAAACUUUGCUUCAACAAGCUCAACUACCCCAAAUCCAAGAUCAGCAAAUAACAAUUCUCGAAGCAGCAAUGCAUCCGUCAUAUUCAAAUCCAUCUUCUCACCUGCCACAGAGUAGUCCUCCACAAUGCGGUAAAGCUGCAGCCAUGAAUGUAAGAGUGCCGCAAUCCUCACCAUUGCUGCAGCAAAAGCUUCAACAGCAGCAAAUGCCUCUUGCUGAGCUGCCUAUGGGUGUUCUUCCAGUUCCAUCGACCAAUGUUCUUUCAACAGUUAACUUGUUAACAGCUGGAGGAACUCAUUCAAUGCUCACAGAUGAUGCCCCUUCUUGUUCCACAUCACCUUCCACAAACAACAGUUCAAUACUUCCUCAGCCUGUUAUUAGUAGGAUAUCUCACCACAGCAUGGUUACAACUGAAAAGUCUUUGCCUUCACCAGUAACAAUUCUAAAUCCCUGCUCUUUAGAAGCCCUUCCAGCACUUGCCAAAUUAGCUAAAGAUGUACCAAAGUUAGAACAAAAUGUGAAGCCAUCUGUGCCAAUCUCAAAGCUGCAAGGCCAGGGAGUUGCGCCGCAGGUUUAUUUGAACAAUGCUGCUCAGAUGGACUAUUUGGAUUCAUCUUCUUCAGCAACUUCCGCUUGUCUUUCACAAAAUGAUGGAUCUUUGCAGCAAAACCUUCCACUUUCUUCUUUCAAUCAACCGUCAUUGUUCAGAAGCACAUUACCAGAUAGUGAUGUACAAGGAACUGAUCUGAGGAAUAAUAAUACCCUUUUUGGAGUUAACAUAGAUGUCCCGUUGGGAGUUCCUCUAACUAAUGAUCCCUUACUUACAAAUAGUAUUGAUUCAGGAAAAUUCCAAAACCAAUUAACCGGGAAUGCGAUUACGAACUAUACUACCUCAAAAGAUGCACAGCAAGAGAUGUCAUCUUCAAUGGUUUCUCAGUCUUUUGGAGUUGCUGAUGUGGCUUUUAAUUCUAUUGAUUCAAGUUUAACAGAGAGCAGUCUGUUGAACAGAAAUUCAUGGGGACCAACUUCUCAGUUCCAAAGAAUGCGCACUUAUACCAAGGUUUACAAGCGUGGAGCUGUGGGUAGAUCUCUUGAUAUCACCAGAUACUCUGGAUACGAUGAAUUGAAACGUGAUUUAGCUAGAAUGUUCAGCAUUGAAGGACAGCUAGAGGACCGGCAGAGGAUUGGAUGGAAGCUAGUUUAUGUUGAUCAUGAGAAUGAUGUCCUGCUUGUGGGAGAUGAUCCUUGGGAGGAGUUCGUGAACUGUGUGCGAUACAUCAGGAUUCUCUCUCCACAAGAAGUUCAGCAGAUGAGUUUGGACGGCGAUCUCGGCAACGGCCUUCUACCAAAUCAAGCUUGCAGUAGUUCUGAUGGUGGGAAUGCCUGGAGGGGUCAGUGUGACCAAAAUUCAGGCAAUCCCUCCACCGGAUCAUAUGAUCAUUUGGAAUGACACUCAUCAGACGACUUUUCAAUAGCUAUUUUGAGAAUGAACUGAAGCUGGCAAUCCAGACCACCUCAUUCACCUUGUAAACUAGAAGAAGUAAAAGUAGGAAUUGAAUGCAGAGAAGAAGAA